This is a messenger RNA of Entelurus aequoreus (snake pipefish), 1912 nucleotides long. It is a transcript of the gene mycn, whose product is annotated as MYCN proto-oncogene, bHLH transcription factor. Gene Ontology annotation, molecular function: protein dimerization activity; DNA-binding transcription factor activity, RNA polymerase II-specific; RNA polymerase II cis-regulatory region sequence-specific DNA binding. Gene Ontology annotation, biological process: regulation of transcription by RNA polymerase II. The transcript has 3 exons. The record is from RefSeq and is a predicted model, not a curated record. Bases 133 to 1503 code for a protein of 456 amino acids. Lineage: Eukaryota; Metazoa; Chordata; Actinopteri; Syngnathiformes; Syngnathidae.
UGUCAGAGGACUGUCUGUGCUCCCCACGUAGAUGACUGCUCCACAUCUGGUGUCUGCUGCUGAAAGAGAGACGAACCGCUCCACGCGCGAUCACCCACAAGUCAGAAUAAGGUUUUUCCAGCGUGGGGAAAAAUGCCGGCGAUCGUAGGUAAAAACUCCGAUUUGGAGUUCGACUCGCUGCAACCGUGCUUCUACCCGGACGAGGACGACUUCUACUUCUGUGGUCCCGACUUCGCGCCACCGGGGGAGGACAUCUGGAAGAAAUUCGAGUUGCUGCCCACUCCGCCCCUUUCCCCGAGCCGUGCCGCGCUGCCCGGGGAGCCGGCGGCAGCCUCCCCGGAGGCGGACCCCCUCGGCUUCGGCUUGGGAGACCCCUUGGACUGGGCUUCGGAACUCUUCCUCCUGCCCGGGGACGAUAUCUGGGGGGCUUCCGAUGAUCUGGAUCUGUUCGGUUCCGCUUUGGAUACAAACCCAAACAACAUAAUCAUCCAGGACUGUAUGUGGAGUGGAUUCUCCGCCCGGGAGAAGCUGGAGCGGGCCGUCACGGAGAAACUCGGCAAGGCUAUUACCCCCAGCGCCGCGGCGAAGCCCCCGGCUCCGGCGGUGCGAGACGCGUGCGUGAAAGCCGCGGAGGCCGCCAGCCGGAGCGUGGCGUCGGAGUGCGUGGACCCCGCCGUGGUGUUCCCCUUCCCCGUCAACAAGAAGAGCGCCGGCGUGGACUCCGACACGAACCACGGGGACGCGUCCACGCAGAACGCCCACAGCGACUCAGAAGAAGAAGAGGAUGACGAUGACGAUGAUGAGGACGAUGACGACGAGGAGGAGGAAGAGGAGGAUGAUGACGAGGAGGAGGAGGAAGAGGAGAUCGACGUGGUGACGGUAGAGAAGAGGCGCUGCACGACGAGUAAAGCCGUGGCGUCGAGCGGCGUCCCGAAAAGCCAGGACCAGAGAGGCGUCGCCUCAGGGGCGGCGGGUCGCUUUGUCAACCGAGCCCCGCAGGAGCUGAUACUGAAGAGGAGCUCGGUGCACCAGCAGCAGCACAACUACGCCGCGCCCUCGCCGUACACGUCGGACGACGACCCGGCGCCGCCUUCCAAAAAGCAGAAGACGUCAGACGGGUCGAGACACGCCCCCAGGACCGCCGGGUCGUCGUCCUCGUGCGGCUCCAUCUCCUCAGGAGGCCCGCGGAGCAGACGGAGCUGCAGCGGGGACAGCAGCCCGCGCGGCGGCUCCGACUCGGAGGACAGCGAGCGUCGGCGCAACCACAACAUCCUGGAGCGCCAGCGUCGCAACGACCUGCGCUCCAGCUUCCUGACUCUGCGCGACCACGUGCCGGAGCUGGCGCGCAACGAGAAGGCGGCCAAGGUGCUCAUCCUCAAGAAGGCCACCGAGUACGUGAGCUCCCUGGAGACGCAGGGGCUGAGGCUCCAGCAGGAGAAGGACAGGUUGCAGGCCCGCAGACAGCAGCUGAUGCGCAGGCUAGAGCAGGCCAGGACUCGCUGAUGCGCCGACCCACGCCCAACCUCCCCCCGGGUGACCCCGUCCCCCCCCACCCAGCAGCCGCCACCAAAACCGCCAAUCUGUCGAUUGGUGCAACUUUGUCAGCAUAUACUUUUAAGCACAGACACGCCAGGCCCGCAUGAACACAAACAUCUCAGAAGACGCUCGUCACACACUAACGUGAGGGGGAGGGCGGGGCUUAAUGGAGGGAUGCUCGGACUUUCACUGCCGCCACUUUUUUUGCACAUUUGUUGACGUUAAGAAUGUUAAGGGUUUACUUUUUCAAUCCAGUCACAUCGAGGAAAGAUAAUGAGGAAUGUAAGAAAGAGAGGCUUAUAUAUACAUAUAUAUGUAUGUAUUUUUGUGUACAUGUAUAUUUGUAUGUAUAUACGUACGUAUGUAUGCAUGUAUG